AUGGCUGGUGCACAGGGACUGACUGGCUUCUCCUUGAUUUCGUUUGUAGUGAUGGAGACUUCCCUGGGGAUGAAUACGUCCCUUGGAUUGCAACCUCUAAGCCAAACAUUUUGUCUCCCACAAACUCCAGAAUUCCCCAAGUCUUGUAGUGGCAGCAAUAUCCAGAUGCUUGACAGUAACCCACCACCUGAGCUUGGGGACAUGUCAAUGGCAGCUCCAGUCCAGAGUCCUAGUAUUUACCUGGCACUGCCUCCAGCUCCAAGCCAGGAACAGAAAGAGAAUAGGAAUCUGGAUGCUUACCAGAUCCCCACAGAAAACCAAGAUCCUCCACUGCUCCCUUUAGAAAUCCAAGACAUUCCCCAGCUCCUGGCGUGCAUUGAUCCCCUUGGCCAGGAGCAGCAGCCUGGUUGUGAAAACGCUGGUCUGGGAAAGAACAGCCUGAGUCUUAAGGACCAGGGGACACUUGAAAAUGGGACUGAAUCCAAUGAUGGCUUUGCAGACAUCGCUACACUGGUGGAGGAUAUACACCUUCCACUGAUCUUAAAUUCCUUGGAUGAACUUGAUCAAGCCAAAGGUCCCAAGGUGAUCAAAACCAAAGAUGCCAGAGCCAUCAAUUUGAAUGAGGUGCAGAAACAGUCAAGUGUCAUCAAUGCUCGCUCUGAUCAAGCCAGGAAGAACAAACAUAAAGCCUCUGAGCUGAUCAGUGGUGAGCCCAUGGUCAAAAUGCAGCCUGGGAGCCCAGACUGCGUGUUCGUGGGAGAAGUGGCUGUUUCCAAAGCUGCAGCCAGUGACAGGGCUCCUGAAAACAGGGCCAAGAAUUCUAACAAACCUCAGAAAGCUGCCCCCAGCAGGACCAGCAAAACAAAGAACCAUGGGCAAGAAAAGACCAAAAGAACAAAAGAAAACCACUCCAGGAAAACUGAAGAGAGUAAGCAGUCAGGGAACAAUGUCAAGGCAGAGGAGAAGCCAAACAUUCCAAAGAUGAAGCGGAAGAAAAACCAACCUGAGCUGACCCAAGAGACCUUCAAAAAGCCCCGAAGCUCCCUAGGGAUGCAUAUGCUGGAGUCUGUGCAGGUUUUUCAUGCCCUGGGGAAGAAGAGUGAUAAGAAAACUGAACUCUCUUCCUCCCGGGCCCUGGGAAUCUCAAGCAACCCCAAAGGCCCCCAGCCAUCCCUAGCUAUCAAACAAUGGCUGGAUACCCCUUGUGAGGGCAAAGGUCCUGAGAAAACUCAAGUCAAACGCCAGAAACCAGAUGGCAGUGCUGAAAAAGAGUGUUCAUCUCCAUCUGAAUACGAGCUGCCACCACCUGGGAAGGUCAAGUUGGUACCUUUGAUUUUUCCAACUUUGGACAAGCCUCAAGCUCGACCUGUUCCUCGCAGGCCAUUGUCUCUGGUAUCACGUCGGCCUGCUGGGGCUAACCCAGCCCACCCUGCUUCUAAGUCAGCUCAGCCUGCUGCAGCCAAUUCAUCGAAGCCAACUUCUGCAUCUAUGACAGGUCCUUCCAGACCAGCUCUGCCAAUUUCAACCAAUCCUGAUCAGCUUGGUUCUAAUGCAGCUCAACAUGCUGCAGUCAAUUCAUCCCAGCCAACUGCAGCAUCUAUGAUAGGUCCUGCCAGACCAGCUCAGCCAACUUCAACCAACCCUGCCAGGCCUGGUUUUAUGUCAGCUCAACUUACUGCAGUCAAUGCAUUCCAGCCAACUCCUGCAUCUUUGACAGGUCCUGCCAGACCAGCUCUGCCAAUUUCAACCAACGCAGCCAGACCAGGUUGGACCAACCCCACCCGGCCUAGUGUCCCACAGUGUGAUGCUUCUAGGCCUGUUCCCUACAAAACAUCAACUCGCACUUCUUUCCAAGUGGAUCCAGUCGCACUGCUGUGA
Molecule: messenger RNA, 1878 nt
Organism: Eptesicus fuscus (big brown bat)
Lineage: Eukaryota; Metazoa; Chordata; Mammalia; Chiroptera; Vespertilionidae
Gene: C16H2orf78
Product: chromosome 16 C2orf78 homolog
Exons: 1
Coding region: 1-1878 (625 amino acids)
Source: RefSeq, a predicted model, not a curated record